Messenger RNA from Meriones unguiculatus (Mongolian gerbil), 5862 nucleotides. It is a transcript of the gene Epb41l5, whose product is annotated as erythrocyte membrane protein band 4.1 like 5. The record is from RefSeq and is a predicted model, not a curated record. The transcript has 25 exons. NCBI's taxonomy places the organism in Eukaryota, Metazoa, Chordata, Mammalia, Rodentia, Muridae. The coding region runs from base 222 to 2414 and encodes 730 amino acids. Gene Ontology annotation, cellular component: cytoskeleton. Gene Ontology annotation, molecular function: cytoskeletal protein binding.
GGGGCGGAGCUUGGCUGGGGCUUUAAGGGGCGUGCCCGCGGGCGGCCGGGGUCCUCGGGAGAUUAGCGCAGGGUGGGCUCGCGCCUCCCGCCGCCAUUUCUCGGCGUCUCUGGAGACCCGUCCUCGCGCCGGGCCGCCUCGGCGUCUUUCUCCAAGAGCCGCGCGCGCCAGUCUUCGCGGUCUCCGCUGGCGCACGGUCCUCACCGCCCCCCAGUCCAGAAAUGCUGAGUUUCCUGCGGAGAACGCUUGGCCGCCGGUCUAUGCGCAAACAUGCUGAGAGGGAGCGACUCCGAGAGGCACAACGUGCUGCCACACACAUUCCUGCAGCUGGGGAUGCCAAGUCCGUUAUCACAUGCAGGGUGUCCCUUCUGGAUGGCACAGACGUUAGUGUGGAUUUGCCGAAAAAAGCCAAAGGACAAGAGCUGUUUGAUCAAAUUAUGUAUCACCUGGACUUGAUUGAAAGUGACUACUUUGGUCUGAGGUUCAUGGAUUCAGCCCAAGUUGCACAUUGGUUGGAUGGUACAAAAAGCAUCAAAAAGCAAGUAAAAAUUGGUUCACCCUAUUGUCUUCAUCUUCGGGUUAAGUUUUAUUCUUCGGAACCAAAUAAUCUUCGUGAGGAGCUAACCCGGUAUUUAUUUGUUCUUCAGUUAAAACAAGAUAUUCUCAGUGGGAAAUUAGAGUGUCCCUUUGAAACAGCAGUUCAGUUGGCAGCUUAUAAUCUGCAAGCUGAACUUGGUGACUAUGAUCUUGCUGAACAUAGUCCUGAACUUGUAUCCGAGUUCAGGUUUGUGCCCAUUCAGACUGAAGAGAUGGAAUUGGCUAUUUUUGAGAAAUGGAAGGAAUACAGAGGUCAGACACCAGCACAAGCUGAAACCAAUUAUCUGAAUAAAGCCAAAUGGCUAGAAAUGUAUGGGGUUGAUAUGCAUGUGGUCAAGGCUAGAGAUGGCAAUGACUAUAGCUUGGGACUAACUCCAACAGGAGUCCUUGUUUUUGAAGGAGAAACCAAAAUCGGCUUGUUUUUCUGGCCUAAGAUAACCAGAUUGGAUUUUAAGAAGAAUAAAUUAACUCUAGUGGUGGUGGAAGAUGAUGAUCAGGGCAAAGAACAAGAGCAUACCUUUGUCUUUAGGCUGGAUCAUCCUAAAGCCUGCAAACACUUGUGGAAAUGUGCUGUGGAGCACCAUGCCUUCUUCCGCCUCCGAGGACCCGUCCAAAAGAGUUCUCAUCGAUCAGGAUUCAUUCGACUAGGAUCACGAUUUAGAUAUAGUGGAAAAACAGAGUAUCAGACCACAAAAACUAAUAAAGCAAGAAGAUCGACUUCCUUUGAAAGGAGGCCCAGCAAGCGGUACUCCCGACGGACCCUACAGAUGAAAGCAAGCACAACAAAACCUGAAGAUCUUGGUGUUCAUAAUGCUUCAACCCAGAAUAAUGAUUCCCAGCAGGCUUGGGGAGUGAGGUCUCCUGUGCCUGUGGCUUCUUCCUCAUCCUCUGGUCCUGUGCUGGUAGAGAUAGAGAAUCUUCCACAGAACUCUGCAGCAGACCAACACGACAGGAAAUGCUUGCCUCUGAAUAUUGAUUUACUAAAUAGCCCAGCCUUACUAGAAACAACCACUGGUGGUGUAACAAGAACUUCAAAUACUUCGGAAACAUCCCCAGCACCAGAUAACAUUAAUGUAGCCACCAGGUCAAAUGAAUUAGAGCCCAAAGUUGAAUGUGAGACAUUAAAAGAUGACACCGAAAAGCUCAAACAGCUUGAAAUGGAGCAGAAUAUCUUGCCAUGUCCUCGACCUACCAUUGACAUUAAUGUCAACAGCCAGGAAGAAGUGAUAAAGUUGACUGAGAAGUAUCUUAAUAAUGCCAUUGAGAGCCCAGGAUUGAAUGCAGUGAGGGUUCCUCCUGACUUCAAGAGUAAUAUUUUGAAGGCUCAAGUAGAAGCUGUACAUAAGGUUACAAGAGAAGAUAGUUUAUUAACUCAUAAAAAUGCCAGCGCUCAGGAUACUGCCACAAACAGUACUGUAUUAAAUGAAAAUAACAUGGGCCUCUGCAAAGAUUCCCUCACGAUGGUGCAUGCAACAGCUGCUGACAGUGGAUCUGUACUAAAGGAGGCUACGGAUGAACUCGAUGCCUUACUUCUUUCUCUAACUGAGAAUCUGAUGGAGCACACAGCCACACCCCAGGUGUCUUCAUCAUCCAUGAUCACACCCCGGUGGAUUAUUCCACACAGUACUGCCAUCUCCAAUGGGCUCGCAGGACGUGGAACAGCCUUGGCAGGGACAGAAGGAUGUGGUGACAAAGUUGGAUUCUCACUGAUUUCCCCCCCAGCACCAUUCUUGGUAGAUGCUGUGACCAGCUCUGCCCCUCCCUUGGUUGAAGACUCAGCCUUGAAGCAGAAGUGCUUGCUGACUACUGAGCUCUGAGGGCUGCCAUGCCCGCCUGUAACUGGAAUGCCCCGGCCAUCCUAGUCAGCCCUGGAUCCAGCUGAGUGUGUCCUUCUCUUGGGUAAAACCUUCUACCCGGAUUUGACUUUAACUCCAUAAAGAAGGUAGCUACAUUUUCCGUCCAACUGGAAGUCUACCCCACAAAGCUGUUUAACUGAAAAUACCUCCUCCUCUUCCUUUAAUUUUAUUCACAUUGCCAAUUCCUAAGUCAAUGAGAUUCACUGGUUUCCUUAAAACUCUUGGCUCCAUCUAGUGGUUGCAACUGUAAAUAACUUAGGGCAAGGCUUGCUGUCCGGAGCCUUUCCCUUUCUGGUUCCCUGUACUGCCAGGGUGAGCACACCUGACCUGCUGGAAAAACGAAUGCCACUUUACUGUGUGUUACCUGGAAAUCAGAAUUUAGGAUAUGGAUAGAAACACUGUAGGUAGAUCCCAAGCCAGCUCUCACAUUCUAGGAUUCUUAGAGAAGCUAAGAACACAGAGGGUUGAAGAUGUCAGCCACACUUUAAAUUCUGUGCAGUAAUGAUCUCACUGCUCCAAAUUUGCAUCAAAGACAAAUUUUAGGAACUACAGAGAGAUCAGUUUCUAUGGAAAUGGACUUUUCAGACCCAUUUCCUAUAGGAAGCCUCUCCAUCACUCACCAGUGUGUAACUCUGCAGCCUGAGCCAGUGGGAAACUCAGCCUUAAUAAGCUUACCAGUCGUGAAGGUCAGUGCGGCAGUGCUCCAGUCAGUACCUGUUCAGGCAGAGCCUCCAUUUCCUUUCAGUAUACACUAAAUUUAUGGCUUUCAAGCUGACAAGAAAAGAAAAGCAUCUGGCAAGCCUGGGGAAUGGUGGCCGAGGGAUUAGGUUCUUGAAUGAGUAUCACUGAGGAAGCUUGCACAGUAUAACGAGUGAAGUCAACUUACAUUAGGGGCUUUCUUUGUAUUCAUUUUUAGAGUUCUCUAGAAUUCCCCAUUCUCUUAGCCUCUAGCAACAGAAGUUCUGAUGUUAAAGUAGUACACACUCACCAUAUAAAAGUAAAUAUGUAUGCACCUUUAAUCCCAGCACACAGAAAUGACAUUAAAGUAGCUUUAACUGCUUGGGCUGAAAGAUGGGGACCUCAGUUGCCAUAGGGAAUGAGGAUGAUAUACAGGCAUUGGUAAAACCAUUGGUGUUCCUUGUUACCAAGCUAUAUCUCCCGGAGUUGAGCACGCAUUCUUCUCAGCUAGGAGCACAUCUGGCUCUGUGGUCUUUAAAAAGCUGUGAUUUAGACUACCCUGGCUUUCCUGUAACAUACCAUGUACUCAGGCAAACACGGGUGUCUGUCUGGGAAGCUCAGGGGGGUUACAGUUUCCAGGGGAACUGGACAGUUUAGAAGCCACUUUUGCUAAAAGAGACAAGAGUUGCCCUUCUUGCCCACUAUCUCCCCUUGGCCAGCAGCACAGCUUGUGCGAUCAUUGGCAGUGUUUUUGACAGUACUCAGUGAUAAUCAUUUCUAACGGUAUGACACCUGGAACCAGGGCCUUGACCCAGGACACACAGGACUUGGUGUCAGAUUUCCAAUGUCUAGAAGUCUUGGAUGACCUACAAGAUUAGCUGUUCUGCUAACACACACAGCUAAAGCAUGGUGGCUUAGAAGUCCUAAAUGUCCUAUACUGUUUAGGAGCGAGCACUGUCCCUUCAAGAUUGAAUAGCUGAAAGUACCCCGUAGCAUUUAUGUCUCCAGGUACCUGAAUUCUUGCCAGUCAAAAUGUUUGCUAGGGACUUAGUGAGGAUUCGCUUGGCUCUCCACUAAAAAGAAAUACUAUGUCUUAGUGUCAGGUAGUAAGCGUAGACGCUAAUACUUAAAUGAUGAGUUUGCCCAAAUGGGUUAAACACUUGUCAGAUGUUUCCUGUUCGAUUACAGCAAGCAGUACUCUGCUCCUCUGAGAAUGGUAGUGGUCUAGUGAGACAGGCCCGAGGGCACCUGUAGGUUAGGGGUGGGAGAAGUACUUGCUGAUGGUGAAGCUGGAGGUGGCAACUGGCAGUGUAAGGCUGCCUUCGGGGCAGGGGAGGGAGUGUCUGGACAAGGUUCACAUGUGUCCCUGGCUGGGGUAGGGACUUGGCAUGGCAGUUUCCAGUAAGAUGUGAAGGUAUCAGUUAGGAAUCCUAGGCUCCACCUCAGCACUUGGAAAGGAGUGUACCUCUGAGGGAGGAUCUGGAAGCUGACAGCUUGUGUGUAGCAAUCCUUUCCGCACCGGCGGCACUUUCGGUUAUUUCAUUGCUGUCCUCAGGAGGCCGCUGAAGAGAGCAGCACACAGACUGCUUAGCCUUCUAUCUGACAGUCCUGCUGACUGUGCCCAGGCUUUGCACAGGCUCAUCUGGGGGUGAGAUCUCUGAGCUAUUAGUAGGAUCCACUGCUUGUUCUUCUCAGUUCUGGCUAAAACUUGGAUCUCUCUACUCUUAACUGAGCCCCAGAAAGUUCUGCUGUCCCUUGCUAGAUUAUUUGCUAGUUGCUAAACUGGCAAAAAAAAAAAGGGGGGGGGUGUCUUUCCUUUCUUCUUCUUCUUUUUUUUUUUUUUUUUUUUUUUUUGAGACAGGGUUUCUUUGUGUAGCCUUGGCUGUACUGUAGACCAGGCUGAUCUCGAACUCAGAGAUCCUCCUGCCUCUGCCUCCCAAGUGCUAAGUUUAAAGACAUGCCUGGCAACUUGGGUGUUUUCUAAGUAAUGGUCUUGUCUUCUCCUUCAGCAAAUAUAUACUCAUUUGUUACUUUACUUUGUUUUGAGACAGGGUCUCACCAUGUAACCCAGUAUGGUCUUGAAAUCCUAGCAGUCCUCCUGCCUCAGCUUUCCAGACGCUGAGUUGUCAGUCAUGAACCACCAAGCCUAGCAUAUACUUGUUCUGACAAGUUUUUUGUUUGAUUGGCUUUGGUUUUGAGUUAUUAGGGAUCAGAGCCAGUACCUUGAGCUAGGAAUGGUGGCAGGUGCCUUUAAUCCCAGCACUCAGCAGGCAGAAGCAGGUAGAUCUCUGUGAGUUGCAGGCAGCCAAGGCUACAUAGUGAGGCCCUUGUCUCACUCUGCCACCAAGCCAUGUCACCAGACCCAGUAAGUUUGUUCUAUGGAGAGCCAGAGAUAGAAAAUACUUGACCGCUCAGUUCUGCUGGUGUUGUACUGCAGCAUCAGAGGGCAGACUCCCAUCACUGUUCGCUAGAGCUCAUCCACAGCGAAGCUCUAAGUGCCGGUUCCCAGCUCUGAACACAGUGGAGUGCUGCCUGGAGUUGAUGCCCUGCGCACCAGCAGCCACUCGAGGCAGGCAGCACUCCAGGACUCUGCUUGUCCACGAGCUGCAAGAUGAGAUGGUGGGUCUCAGCUAUGGAGUCUUGGUGAGAUACUAUUAUGUACUCUGUCUCUUGGCCAUUCAGUUGACUGGAAACUUGCUUACACCUGUGUAAUAAAGAAUGUGUGUUUAUA